UGGUUAAUUUUACAUUACGUGUAUUUUACUGCAAUUCUUUAAAAAGUGAUCUAAGAUUGUAUGAACUCACGCAACAUGUAAUGCCACCAGUAUGCAGUAGAGGGCAAAGGAGCGUACGCUUCACAGAAAAGCUUGAUUCAAUCACUGCUCCAGCCAAUUCUAGUCCUGUCUAUGAAUCAUCCACACCUGCAGCUCUGACGGAGACGCUGCAAGCCUGAGGAAAAAGGAGAUGACCAAGAAAGGGCUGCAUGGGAUGGACUGGAGGAAACAAACAUGGAGGGACUAUCUCAGUGGAAAAGUGAAAGGAUUUGAACUCAUCUUCCUCAUUCAUAUGAGGUGAUGUGUGAAAAAAGUCAUCUGAGGUGAAUCAGUGAUAAAAUCCUCAGAAUUACAAUGAAACAGAUCAGAAGCAUUUACGUAUUUUGUAGUAUUGUUACGUCAGUGCAUAGUGGGGCUUCAAAGCUGCCAGAAGAAACAGAAUUGACCACCAACUGCUCAAACGCGUCUUUAAGAAAGGUUCCUGAAGACUUGACCCCAACCAUAACCGCACUGGAUUUGUCCUACAACCUCCUUUUUCAACUCCAGCGUUCAGAUUUUCAUUCCCUCUCUAAACUGAAAGUUUUGAUUCUAUGCCAUAACAGAAUCCAAGAGCUGGAUAUCAAGACCUUUGAAUUCAACAAGGAGUUAAGCUAUUUAGAUGUGUCUUACAACAGACUGAAGAGUGUAACUUGGUUCUCGCUGGCAGGUCUCAGACAUUUAGAUCUGUCCUUCAAUGACUUUGACACCGUGCCUACCUGCGAGGAGACUGGCAACAUGUCACACCUGGAAAUCCUAGGUUUGAGUGGGGCAAAAAUACAAAAAUCAGAUUUCCAGAAAAUUGCUCACUUGCAUCUAAAUACUGUCUUCUUAGGAUUGAGAACUCUUUCUCAUUAUGAAGAAGGUAGCCUGCCCAUCUUAAACACAACAAAACUUCACAUUGUUUUGCCAAUGAACACAAAUUUCUGGGUUCUUUUGCGUGAUGGAAUGAAGACUUCAAAAAUAUUAGAAAUUACGAAUAUAGAUGGCAAAAGCCAAUUUGCAAGUUACGAAACUCAGCAAAAUCUUAUUUUAGAGAAUGCCAAGACAUCCAUUCUGUUACUUAAUAAAGUUGAUUUACUCUGGGAUGAUCUUCUGCUUAUCUUCCAAUUUGUUUGGCAUACGUCAGUAGAAUACUUCCAGAUUCAACAUGUGACUUUCGGAGGUAAGGUUUAUCUUGACCACAAUUCAUUUGACUACUCGAAUACUGUAAUGAGAACUAUAAAAUUGGAGAAUGUACAUUUCAGAAUUUUUAAUAUCCCACAGGAGAGAGUCUACUUGCUUUUUACCAAAAUGGAUAUAGAAAACCUGACGAUAUCAGAUGCGCAAAUGCCUCAUAUGCUGUUCCCUAUCUAUCCUACAAGAUUCCAAUAUUUAAAUUUUGCUAACAACAUCUUAACAGAUGACGUGUUUAAAACAUCUAUCCAACUGCCUCAUUUGAAAACUCUCAUUUUGAAGGACAAUAAAUUGGAGACACUUUCCUUGGUGAGUUGCUUUGCCAGCAACACAUCCUUGAGGCACUUAGAUCUGAGCGAAAAUCUGUUACAACAUGAAAAUGAUGAAAAUUGCUUGUGGCCAGAAACCUUGAUCACCAUGAACUUGUCGUCCAACAAAUUUGCUGAUUCUGUUUUCAGGUGCUUGCCCAGAAAUAUUCAAAUACUUGACUUGAAUAAUAACAAAAUUCAAACUGUCCCUAAAGGCAUUAUUCACCUGACAUCCUUGCGAGAGUUAAAUCUUGCAUUUAAUUUUCUAACUGAUCUUCCUGGGUGCAGUCAUUUCAGAAGACUCUCAGUUCUGAACGUUGAAAUGAACUUAAUUCUCAGCCCAUCUCUGGAGUUUUUCCAGAGCUGCCAGGAAGUUAAGACUCUAAAUGUAGGAAGAAAUCCAUUCCGAUGUACUUGUGAAUUAAGAGAUUUUAUUCAGCUUGAAAAAUACUCAGAGGGCAUGAUGGUUGGGUGGUCAGAUUCAUACAUCUGUGAAUACCCUUUGAAUCUAAAGGGGACUCCGUUAAAGGAUGUUCGUCUUCCUGAAAUAUCUUGCAACGCAGCUUUGUUGAUUAUCACCAUUGUGGUUAUCAUGCUAGUUCUGGGGACGGCUGUGGCCUUCUGCUGCCUCCACUUUGAUCUGCCCUGGUAUCUCAGGAUGCUAGGUCAAUGGACACAGACAUGGCACAGGGUUAGGAAGACCAGCCAAGAACAGCUCAAGAGAAAUAUCCAAUUCCAUGUGUUUAUUUCAUACAGUGAACAUGAUUCUGCCUGGGUGAAGUAUGAAUUGAUUCCCAAUAUAGAGAAAGAAGAUAGUUCUGUCCUGAUUUGCCUUCAUGAGGGAAACUCUGACCCUGGCAAGAGCAUUACUGAAGAUACCAUAAACUGCAUUGAGAAAAGUUACAAGUGCAUCUUUGUUUUGUCUCCCAACUUUGUCCAGACGGAGUGGUGUCAUUAUGAACUCUACUUUGCCCACCACAAUCUCUUCCGUGAAAGUUCUGAUUACAUAAUGCUUAUCCUACUGGAACCCAUUCCGCUCUACUGUAUUCCUACCAGGUAUCCUAAGCUGAAAACUCUCAUGGAAAAGAAAGCAUACUUGGAAUGGCCCAAGGAUAGGCGUAAGUGUGGCCUUUUUUGGGCAAACCUUCGAGCUGCUAUUCGUGUUAAUUUAUUAGAAACCAGAGAGAUGUGUGAACUGCAGACAUUCACAGAACUGAAUGAAGAGUCUCGAGGUUCUGCAAUCUCUCUGAUAAGAACAGACUGCCUAUAGAGUCCCACCCACCCCUAGGGAAAUCGGGACCUGAAUAUACUGUUAGGAUAUAAAUUGACACAACCUUUAUCAUGGCAAUUUGGCAAUAUCUAUUAAAAUGAAAAACUAUCAUUCCUUCAUGUCAGUUCCUUGAAGGAGCUCUAAGAAUGUAUCCUAUAGAAAUGCAAUUUGCAAAGGUUUAUGUAAAGAAGGUAUUCAUCCUGGCAUUGUUUGUAAUCAUGAAAAAUUAAAAACAGCUCAAAUGUCCACAAAAUAAGGAUUGAUCUAACAAAUCAUAGUACAUUAAUGUAACAGAAUAUUACACAGCCAUUAAAAAAUGAGGUAGCUCUCUAUUUUCUGGUAUGGAGAAAGUUAGAUUUUGGUUUAUACAUUGAAAUAGGAGUCUAAAGGAAUAUAUACCUGUACAUUGGUGUGGUAACAGUGGUUAGGAUCUGGAAGUUUGGAUUACAGGAAGCAUUUGGUUUCUAUGUUGUAUAUUCCUGUAAUGUUGGAGUUGCUUAGAAUGAAUCUAUACUUCUUUUGCAAGCAGAGGAAACAAUAAAGAUAAUGUUAAAAGCCUA
Molecule: messenger RNA, 3389 nt
Organism: Aethalodelphis obliquidens (Pacific white-sided dolphin)
Lineage: Eukaryota; Metazoa; Chordata; Mammalia; Artiodactyla; Delphinidae
Gene: TLR10
Product: toll like receptor 10
Exons: 3
Coding region: 394-2829 (811 amino acids)
Biological process (GO): inflammatory response; toll-like receptor signaling pathway; cellular response to bacterial lipopeptide
Cellular component (GO): plasma membrane
Molecular function (GO): Toll-like receptor 2 binding; lipopeptide binding; transmembrane signaling receptor activity
Source: RefSeq, a predicted model, not a curated record